Talaromyces proteolyticus is the source of this 795-nucleotide messenger RNA. Its product is annotated as putative glutathione S-transferase. The record is from RefSeq and is a predicted model, not a curated record. Bases 1 to 795 code for a protein of 264 amino acids. Lineage: Eukaryota; Fungi; Ascomycota; Eurotiomycetes; Eurotiales; Trichocomaceae. The transcript is spliced from 3 exons.
AUGGCAGCGACGACAUCCAGCUCUGAUGUCAAGGUCACCCUUUACUGGUUGGAGCAGUCUCGCGCCCAGUCAAUUCUCUGGGUGUUGGAAGCCCUAUCGGUUCCAUACCAGUUGAAGACCUUCAAGCGCGGCCCUGAUAUGCUGGCGCCCGAAGAGCUGAAAGCAAUUCACCCUCUCGGAAAGUCGCCGGUUAUUAGCGUUGAACGCCCAGAGUUCCCCAAGCCUUUGGUCCUGGCCGAAUCCGGCGCCAUUGUCGAGUACCUAGUUGAUCACUUUGGUGGCGAAGAGAAGGGAAUUGUUCCGAAACGCUAUGCUAGCGAGGAAGACAAAGCCAAGGGUAUUGAGACGGAGGAGUGGUUGAGAUACAGAUUCUAUCUGCAUUAUAUCGAGGGAAGCUUGAUGCCGCAGCUAGUUACUUCUUUGAUUAUUGACGGCGUACGAAACGCCCCCGUUCCAUUCUUCGUCAAGCCUAUCACCCGUAUUGUCGCCUCCAGGAUUCAGAGUACCUGGCUCGACAAGCAAUUUGCCGUCCACUUCCCAUUCCUGGAACAACAACUCGAGACUGUUCCUGGCACAACAGAGACCCAAAAGGGGGGUAUUUGCGGGCCUAAAUUCAAUGCCGCGGAUAUGUUGAUGAGUUUCCCUAUCAUUGCGGCUACAGGCAGAGGUGUUUUCACCAAGGAGGAAUACCCUGAGAUCGUGGCUUACGCGGGUAGACUGCAGAAGGACGAGGGAUACCAAAAUGCAGCGAAGAAGAUUGAAGAGAUUGAGGGACGAUUUGUUGCUUCAUUGUGA